UCAGGGCGAGAGCGCGGAGACAGACACCCACCUAGAAAAUAAUGAACAACAAAUUUGACGCCCUUAAAGAUGACGACAGCGGCGACCACGACCAAGACAACGGCUCACCGAAAGACAGUGAAAAGGAAAAAAGUGAAGAUGAGGAAAAGGAUCAAAACACUACCAAGAAAAAGACGGUGGUCCCGGGAGCAGGGGAACAUCCUCUGCAGUAUAACUAUACCUUCUGGUACUCUCGACGGACCCCUGGUAGACCAGCCAGCUCCCAGAGCUACGAGCAGAACAUCAGGCAGAUCGGGAGCUUUGCAUCGGUGGAGCAGUUCUGGCGUUUCUAUAGUCACAUGAUCCGACCGGGCGACCUGACUGGUCACAGUGAUUUCCAUCUCUUUAAGGAAGGCAUCAAACCCAUGUGGGAGGAUGAUGCGAAUAAGAGUGGAGGGAAAUGGAUAAUCCGUCUGAGGAAGGGCUUGGCGUCUCGCUGUUGGGAGAACCUGAUUCUGGCCAUGCUGGGGGAGCAGUUCAUGGUCGGAGAAGAGAUCUGUGGAGCCGUGGUGUCUGUACGCUUCCAGGAGGACAUUAUUUCCAUCUGGAAUAAAACUGCCAGUGAUCAGGCGACCACUGCCCGAAUCAGAGACACUUUACGCCGGGUCCUCAACCUGCCCCCAAACACUAUCAUGGAGUACAAGACACACACGGACAGCAUCAAGGCAUGGGAAGAUUUCCAUGGCUUGGUUAACGCUAGCGGCAGUCGCUAGUCCAGUAAGACCACGACUCUCUGCCAAGGAUCAUGAAUGCUUUUCUUAUGGACGAAGAGAAGAAGCUUUUUAUCUAUUAGCAGUGUUUGACAAAGUAAAGGACUUGCGCGCGUGACUUUUCUGUUCGAAAGGCUCUGAGAAUAUUUUUUCUAAAAUGAUCUGAUCGUCUCUGAUGCCACCUGAACAGCCCUGGGGGAGGAAGAGGAUGAGGAAGAAGAAGCCAAGUUGUCUUUCUUUUCUGAAGAAUGUUUUGAAAAAUCAUCCAGUCAGCCAGCGGACUUGGAACCCUGUGUCUCAGCUCCGGAGCCCUGCAAGCUCUUUUUGCUGCCAGCAGGGGGGGUUAUGGUGAGACAAUGGCACACAACUGUUGCGACAUGGGCAAAAUGAAACAAAACUAUAAACCAAGUAGAUAUGAUGUGUUACAGUCAAGUCCUUGUGCAUAUGCAUUUAAAUCCACUUUUCCUCACAAAGUACAGCUCACCUGUAGAAACACUGAACAAUUUUAUUGAGACAGGGUUGCAGGUUUCCAGUUAUUUUACUACAGUGCAGUAUUUUAAAUACAGUGUUAAAAGAAUUGUUUUAACUAGAACUAUUGUACAAAAAGCUAUAUUUCUAGACACGUUAUUGUAAAAGAUCUAUUCUUGAUUCUUUUUUUUUUUCUUUUUUUUCUUUUUCUUUUUUUGAGCUGAGCGAUUUGAAUUCC
Messenger RNA from Chanos chanos (milkfish), 1455 nucleotides. It is a transcript of the gene eif4e2, whose product is annotated as eukaryotic translation initiation factor 4E family member 2. Gene Ontology annotation, molecular function: translation initiation factor activity; RNA 7-methylguanosine cap binding. The coding region runs from base 42 to 752 and encodes 236 amino acids. NCBI's taxonomy places the organism in Eukaryota, Metazoa, Chordata, Actinopteri, Gonorynchiformes, Chanidae. The record is from RefSeq and is a predicted model, not a curated record. The transcript is spliced from 8 exons. Gene Ontology annotation, cellular component: cytoplasm; eukaryotic translation initiation factor 4F complex. Gene Ontology annotation, biological process: translational initiation.